AUGAUUAGGAAGAUUCUUAAAACAUUUGCCAAGUUGAAUUUUGGUUACACGUACUAUCCCGUCCUUCAUGGUCCAAACACAGUUUCAGAUGUAAAACCAUUCGUGCUCAUGGUGAAGCGGAGGCUGAGGCCGAUAUCUAAGCGGCUGUUUGCCAAAAAGGAAUUUACAAUUAUUGCAGGACUAGAGAGCUAUAUAAAGGAGGAAAAAAGGACAAAUUUUUUGGAACUUAUUGACUCAAGAAAACAACUACAAAAGAACUUAGAGAUACUUAGUGAAAAAGUCGAGAAUAAGGAUGAAGUGGAGUGCAAGAGAACUUUAAAAGAUCGUCUGUUAGCUCUGGAAAGGUAACACUUUUUAACUUGCUUAUAUGAUCCACAGAGUUUUGCUGUUUAUAUGUAUUUAAAAAUUUGAACUCCAAUGGCUUACCUCCCUUUCCCCAUUUAUAACCUCUCACUAAGUAGGGGGGAACUGAAGGAGACCAGCCAUUAUUUAUCGCCACAAGGGGGUGGGGGAGUGUGGAGGAUUUUGGAGGGCGGGUCACAAAUUUUCAGGGGGGACGGAAAGGGGAAUAGUCGUCGCUAACAACAGAGUAUAAAGGGAGGACUAUAAAAAAUUGACUGGCAAUUGGCUGCCAGUGAGGGGGAGGGGGUAGUAAGAAUGUUACAGAGCCUUAGGGGGGGUCAGAUAAAUUUAUCGCCACGCAACCACAAACAAACCUGAGGGACUCCAAAGUCAACAGUUCACACUGUGAGAGGUGUAUCGCUUAAAAUCCCCCCUGUAUUAAUUCAUGAUGCCCGAAAGACGACGUCAUUUGCUUCUGUCACUUAGCUGGAUAGACAUUGGAUUCAUGACAGCCAUGGUGGAGGAUAAUGUCAAGAUUCACUAUGAUAUGGGAGAACUGGAGCUGGGGAAAUUAUACCAAGAAUAUUUCAAAGAUCCAGAUCUGGACUAUAUACUGCAGGAAACUGAGCUUGACAAAAGAAAGAUGGCUCGUCUGGAGGAAGAGGAAUUACAUCUUAUUUACAGCGUGAUUUACAGCGAAAAAUUUCAUGUGGGAGGCAAAAUAAGUCAAGAGGUAUUGAUAACAAGUUACUUAGUAUUGCCGUCCUUAGAGCCACACCGUCGUUUCCCUGACCACGUGACUAAUAGAAACAACAACUCUGGGAAAGAAAAUAGGCUAUUCCAUAGUAAGGCGUUGCGCAUGCUCACUGGACUCUAUUGCAAGAUUUAUUCAUAUUCCCAAACGCGCGUAAAAAAUUUCACCUUUCAAACAGGAAGCACUUGUUAUGAGCGCAUCUAUUGGACAAAAAUUAAAAGGACAAAUUACACACACAGAGGAACUCUAAUAGCGCAUGGAGAUAGAAAUAACUGGAUCAGAAAAGAAACUGUUCUCCUCUACUGAUUCGGCAAUAGUCGAAGGUUUAAAAGUUAUAGAUUAAUUAGCAAUAGAAAUUGGCUUUUUCUUAUCCCUUCUAAUUUGAGACAGCGAGGGAGGGGGUGGGGCGCUUCAUUGGGUGUAGUGCUUAAUUAACAUUUUGGCCCUAGGGGGUGGGUGCUUAUUCGGGGGAAGGGCGCUUUUUCGAGAGUGGGCACUUAUUCGAGGAAAAACGAUAUUUUUUCAUGCGCCUCAUUCCAAUAGUUCCGCGCGGCGCGCUUAAAUCGAUAUUUUUUAACCUCUAUCAAUCGCGCGACAGAAUCCGCCAAAAAGAGGUGACUGAUCGUUGUCUAUCUAUUAGUUAACUCACAUUUUACCAUUGACUCCUCUCUGUUUACAGAUUUCAGGCUACGGUGGAGUCGCCAUACCUGGUCCUUCCUCUAAACUAGAAUCAAAACUUAAGGGUUAUGUAAACAUUGGGAACAGUCCUCCCAAAAUUGUAUCGAGAAACACACGAGGUCCGCUUUAUUUCAAGCCCAUUCGCGUCAAAUAUGAUAAGAAACGGGCGAGAUUACAGCUUCUUAAAGGCAAAUUUGCCGGCAAUCAAGUGCUU
This is a messenger RNA of Pocillopora meandrina, 1988 nucleotides long. NCBI's taxonomy places the organism in Eukaryota, Metazoa, Cnidaria, Anthozoa, Scleractinia, Pocilloporidae. The record is from the annotation of a GenBank genome assembly.